Molecule: messenger RNA, 2158 nt
Organism: Zea mays
Lineage: Eukaryota; Viridiplantae; Streptophyta; Magnoliopsida; Poales; Poaceae
Product: putative cytochrome P450 superfamily protein
Exons: 2
Coding region: 69-1700 (543 amino acids)
Molecular function (GO): heme binding; monooxygenase activity; iron ion binding
Source: RefSeq, marked provisional
CCCGAAUCGGGAGUAGUAGUAGUAGUGCAUCCAAUCGACACACACACAAAAAAAAAGGUUAGUUAGCCAUGGCGCCGCCAACAGAGGACUGCGGCUGGCUGCUGUACCUUUCCCUGGCCGCCAAAUGCGGCGACCCUCAGCGCCUGCUCGGCUUCGCCGCGGUCUUCGUCGCGGCCUGCGUAGUCACGUCGCUCCUGCACUGGGCGUCCCCGGGCGGCCCCGCCUGGGGGUGGUACUGGUGGACCAGGCGGGCCGGGCUGGGCAUCGUCCGUGCCGCCAUCCCGGGACCCCGGGGCCUGCCGGUGGUCGGCAGCAUGGGCCUGAUGACCGGCCUGGCGCACCGCAAGCUCUCGGCGGCGGCCGAGAGACAGGCCAGCAGGCGCCGCCUCAUGGCGUUCUCGCUUGGCGAGACCCGGGUGGUGGUCACCGCCGACCCCGACGUCGCGCGGGAGCUGCUCGCCAGCGCCGCCUUCGCCGACCGCCCCGUCAAGGAGUCCGCGUACGGGCUCCUGUUCCACCGCGCCAUCGGCUUUGCCCCGCACGGCGCCUACUGGCGCGCGCUCCGGCGCGUCGCGUCCGCGCACCUCUUCUCGCCGCGCCAGAUCGCGGCCUCCGCGGCGCAGCGCGCGGCCAUCGCGCGCCAGAUGGUGGACGCCACGACGACCGCCGCGGCCCACGCCCCCGUCGUCGUGGCGCGCCGGUUCCUGAAGCGCGCGUCGCUGCACAACGUCAUGUGGUCGGUGUUCGGCCGCAGGUACGACCUGAUGGCGGACAGCCGGGAGGCCGAGGAGCUCAAGGCCCUGGUAGACGAAGGCUACGACCUGCUUGGGCAGCUCAACUGGUCCGACCACCUCCCGUGGCUCGCCCGCUUCGACCUGCAGAAGACCCGGGCCAGGUGCUGCGCGCUCGUCCCGCGGGUGAACCGCUUCGUUGGCAACAUCAUCGGCGAGCACCGUGCCCGCCUCGGCCGCGGCGUCGACACCGCCGUCAUGGACUUCACGGACGUCCUGCUCUCCCUCCAGGGCGACGACAAGCUCUCCGACGCCGACAUGAUCGCCGUUCUGUGGGAGAUGAUCUUCCGAGGCACGGACACGGUGGCAGUCCUGAUCGAGUGGGUGCUGGCCCGUCUGGUGCUGCACCAGGACGUGCAGAGCAAGGUCCAGGAGGAGCUGGACCGGGUGGUCGGGCUGGGCCAGGCCGUGACGGAGUCGGACACGGCCUCGCUGCCCUACCUCCAGGCGGUCAUCAAGGAAGUGCUACGCCUGCACCCGCCAGGCCCACUGCUCUCCUGGGCGCGCCUCGCCACCUCAGACGUGCACGUAGGCGGGUACCUUGUGCCCGCGGGCACCACCGCCAUGGUGAACAUGUGGGCCAUAACCCAUGACCCCAGCCUGUGGCCUGAGCCAAUGGAGUUCAGGCCCGAGAGGUUCAUGGGCCCUGCCGCCGAGGACGUCCCGAUAAUGGGUUCGGAUCUCCGGCUCGCGCCUUUCGGGUCCGGCAGGCGGAGCUGCCCCGGCAAGUCACUCGCGGUGGCUACCGUCGGAUUCUGGGUCGCCACCCUGCUGUACGAGUUCAAAUGGCUGCCGCCGUCCGACGAGCCACGCGGCGGCGGCGUCGACCUAUCCGAAGUGCUGAGGCUGUCGUGUGAGAUGGCUGCACCGCUGGAGGCGAGGGUGGUGCCACGUCACGCGGUGUGCUGAGGGGGCUGAGACACGUGGCCUGCAGGGGUGGGGAUCAGAGGAGGAAAGCUCGACCGAUCGUCUUCUAGCUUCUACUACUACGUAAUACCUUACCUUGUAGCAGAACGUAACGUGGUCGAUAUGAGAUGUGUAAAGAAAGAAAAAAAAAGAACGCCCAGUUGCACCAUGCAUGCUAGCUGCUGGUGUGGAGUCAGUACGUAGUAGCAGCACCCGGUUUGAUCGAUGCUUAUGUGUGUAAUGUAAUACCUACCUGCAGUUGCAAGUAAAUGUGUGCCUGUUAUUAGUCUAGCUAGGUAGUGUAGUGUAGUGUACCGGAUGGUGAGCGAGCGUGACAGUUACCUUUCCUUUUCAGUACUGCCUAGCUAGCUAGACCUAGAUGUAUUAUUAUAUAUUGUGUACUCCCUUCUUACGUACGUGCGUUCCAUAAUAAAUGUAUUCUGUAGUUGUCUUUUUCUACU